AUGGCCAAAGCAAAGAAGCAGCCAGACCCGAACCCUGUGAUUAAUCCAGGCUAUAUUGAAAGGUUGCCAUGCUGCCCUAUCUGCGACAAUUAUUUCGAGCCUAAACGGGAAUUCGACCGUCAAUUUGCGACCAGAUGCAACUGGGGGGCCUCCCAUUUCGAGGUUCGCGCGGCAGAAGAUCUGGAGAAUAUGAUCUUCUGGCGGCGAAAAGCAUGGUGGACUCUUUACCGGACGAUUAUCUACGACCCCGCAACAAAGAAAUACCAGCUCUCUGGAAUCGCAAAGGUGCCGCCCAUGCCGGACGAAAACGGGCGAUAUACAAUGCCCAAGGAUCCCAACCUAGGAGUGAUUGGACGUCCUGCCGACAGAGUGAACGAUCCGCGCCUUUUGCAGUCACUCAUGGUUCAUACUGCCUAUAAAUUGCGUAACGAAGAAGUGCUGGCAGGGUAUCCUGUGCAUCCGCUAUGUUGGAACAUGAUGUCAGGAUUUUUGGAGAAGAUGGGAUAA
Messenger RNA from Aspergillus affinis, 507 nucleotides. RefSeq lists its product as uncharacterized. Lineage: Eukaryota; Fungi; Ascomycota; Eurotiomycetes; Eurotiales; Aspergillaceae. The record is from RefSeq and is a predicted model, not a curated record. The transcript has 2 exons. Bases 1 to 507 code for a protein of 168 amino acids.